This is a messenger RNA of Microdochium trichocladiopsis, 1202 nucleotides long. RefSeq names its product short-chain dehydrogenase. The coding region runs from base 129 to 1202 and encodes 357 amino acids. Lineage: Eukaryota; Fungi; Ascomycota; Sordariomycetes; Xylariales; Microdochiaceae. The record is from RefSeq and is a predicted model, not a curated record. The transcript has 3 exons. Gene Ontology annotation, molecular function: oxidoreductase activity, acting on the CH-OH group of donors, NAD or NADP as acceptor.
CACAUAAUAGGGUGAACGUCUACAUCCAGUGACGGUUACACUCUUACCCCCUCUGACUCUGUUAUACAGACUACCCCGUCUACAUGCAAAAGUCCAAGCAACAAUAGACCCGGCCCAUUCGCACCAAAAUGGCUUUCCAAUCUCGCGAGGGACUAACCGUAGACCUGAUUGCCAGAAUCCUUCGCCAGACAGCUCUCAACCCAUGGCUCGCGAUUCCGAUAUCCAUCUUGGCGGCCUGGCGUCUUCCACCUUCACGCGGCAUUUCUCUCCAGUUCCUGUCACACGUCUGCGCCGUGCUCGGCACGACCCUCAGCCUCAACGACUGGCUCAACAAGUGGUCCGCGAACAACUGGGCAGGCGACGGCCGCCGAAGCUGGGACUGGGCGAGAGAGAUCGUCGUCAUCACCGGGGGCAGCGGCGGCAUCGGCGCGAGCAUCGCCCGGCAACUCCUGGCCCGGAACCCACGGACGAAAAUCGUCAUCGUCGACUAUGCGCCCCUGGCCUGGGCCCCCGAGCCGGGAACCCCCGUCUCGUACUUCAGGUGCGAUCUCAGCAGCGCCGACGCCAUCAAGACGCUCGCGGCCCGCAUCCGGUCCGAGGUCGGGCAUCCCACGGUCCUCGUAAACAACGCCGGCCUCUGUCGCGGCGCCACCGUCAUGGACGGGAGCUACGCCGACGUUGAGCUGACCAUACGCACCAACCUGGUCGCGCCGUUUCUCCUGGCCAAGGAAUUCCUCCCGCACAUGGUCAGCAUGAACCACGGCCACGUCGUUAACGUUGGCUCCCUCAGCAGCCUGUUCCCGCCGGCCGGGAUCGCCGACUACGCAGCCACGAAGGCGGGCAUCACGGCUCUGCACGAGACCUUGCAACUCGAGCUCAAGCAGGUCCACCACGCCUCCCGCGUCCGUCUAACGUUGGGCAUCCUCGGGUUCAUCAAAACCCCCCUGUUCAAAGGCGAAACCCGGCAGUCCCCCUUCCUGUUCCCGCUCCUCCACGUCGACACCGUCGGCGAGGCAUUCGUGGACGCCCUGUACAGCGGGCUCGGCACGACCAUCUACCUGCCGGGCAUCAUGCGCUACGUCGCCAUGCUGCGAGCGGGCCCGGAAUGGCUCAGCCGAGGUGUGAGAGAGGGAACCGCGUCGUUGGGGGUGGACUACAAGGGUAGGCAGCAGGUGAACGAGGAGACUGGGGGCUUGGCGUAG